Messenger RNA from Hydra vulgaris (swiftwater hydra), 3342 nucleotides. RefSeq names its product serine/threonine-protein kinase B-raf. Gene Ontology annotation, biological process: Ras protein signal transduction; protein phosphorylation. Gene Ontology annotation, cellular component: cytoplasm. Gene Ontology annotation, molecular function: ATP binding; protein kinase activity. The record is from RefSeq and is a predicted model, not a curated record. NCBI's taxonomy places the organism in Eukaryota, Metazoa, Cnidaria, Hydrozoa, Anthoathecata, Hydridae.
CAACAAUUCACUGUAUUCAUAAAAAGGAUGUUAAAGAUGGCGGCCACUUCGGAAAGUGAUUUACUGGGGAAUAAAUAUUUUCCAAGGGACCCGGAUAGCCCCUCACAAUUAAGUCGUGACCAGAGAUCUAUGACAAUAUCAAACAUAAACUCAGUUGGAAUUAUGCACAAAUUUAAAAGUAAUGAAAUACGAAAUUCACAAAUUUCCAACGAAGUACAAAAUGUUAAGCAAGUCUUUAAAUUGACUGAGGAUAGAUUAAAAGAGCUUGAAGUAUUGUUUCAAUCAGGUUUCUCUCAUCCUCCGUCUAUACUUUUUGAGGAAGUUGAAGAACUUAAAGGUAAACUUGAUGCUUUACGAAAACGAGAAAAUACACUGUUACAUCAAAAACCAGAGUUACUUCAAAAUGGUUUCAAACACACAAUUACACAUGAAUCCUCAGAUGAAAGUAGCCCUAUAUCUUCUCCAUCUCCCAGCCAAAGUAAUGCAGUAUCCCAUGAAUCAGAAAAAGUCGUUUCAAACGGAAAUGUUGCACCAUCUUCACCACUCCACGCUCAUUUUCGUGCAUACCUGCCUAACAAUCAACGAACUAUGAUUAAAUAUAAACCAGGACAAACUGUACAUGAAGCUCUUUUAAAAGCUAUGACUUUAAGAGGAUUGAACACAGAAUCUUAUGUGGUUUAUCGAAAAUCAAACAGACAACAUGUUGAUUGGGAUGCUGAUGUUUCUUCUUUAGAUAGAGCUGAGGUAUUAGUGGAGGCUUUUAAUAAAGAAGAAAAUAUCAGAAGCAUAUGCCAUAACUUUGUCAGGAAAACAUUUUUUACACUAACAUUUUGUGAUGCGUGUGGAAAAUUACUGUUUCAAGGUUUUAGAUGUCAAACUUGUGGUUACAGAUUUCAUCAAAAGUGUGCAAAAGAAGUACCUUCAUUAUGUCAACAAACAGUUCAUUAUAACGGUUAUAAAAGGAAUAGCAACCAAAACUCCGUAAUUUCUCCUAUACCUUUGACACCACGACUACUUGGACCUCAAGACCGUGGCCGCUCCCUCUCAGUACCUAAUGUUAAUACGAUUGAUCAAUCUGCAACAAUUGGUAUUAAUGAAGAAUUGACUGAAAACUUUCAUCGAAAUGACUCUGUGACAUCAGCUGGUAUUAUGCAUCCGUUUUUAAAUCAUUUUAUCAUAAAUCAACGGCGUAUCCCGGAUUUAAUCUCUCGUGAAACUGGGAAUAACAAUAUUUUUAAUUUUUCAACGGUUCUUCCUCAGUUAACCAGUAACCAGCCACAUGCUCAAGAGUUAAGUGGUAUUCCUGGUUCCCUUUUAAAUCCUGCAAGAAUUCGUCAUCGAUCUAAAUCACAUUCAGAUGAAAAGCAAAAGUUCAAAACUGUCAGUCAUCGCGAUUCUAAUGAUGAUUGGGAGAUUAAGGAAGGUGAAAUUCAAGUGGGACAAAGAAUUGGUUCUGGAUCUUACGGAACUGUGUACAAAGGAUAUUGGCAUGGAACAGUUGCUGUAAAACAGUUAAAUGUGAAACACCCCAACCCACAACAGUUGCAAGCAUUUAAAAAUGAAGUUGCUGUAUUGCGCAAAACACGGCAUGUGAACAUUUUAUUAUUUAUGGGAUGUAUGUCUGCACCAAAUUUAUCUAUAGUUACCCAAUGGUGUGAAGGCUCUAGUUUAUAUAGACAUUUACAUGUUAUGGACAUAAAAUUUUCUUUACCACAACUUAUAGAAAUUGCUAGACAGACAGCUCAAGGAAUUGAUUAUUUGCAUGCAAAAUCGAUAAUACAUCGUGAUUUGAAAUCAAAUAAUAUUUUUUUGCAAGAAGAUUACACUGUUAAAGUUGGAGAUUUUGGUCUUGCUACAGUUAAAACAAGGUGGAGUGGAGAUCAUGGUUGUGAGCAACCAUCAGGGUCUAUUUUAUGGAUGGCUCCUGAGGUUAUUCGCAUGCAAGAUCCGAACCCAUACACAUUUAUGUCUGAUGUUUAUGCAUUUGGAAUAUGCAUUUAUGAACUUAUAACUUGUACACUGCCUUACUCAAAUAUUGGUAAUAAAGAUCAGUUGAUAUAUAUGGUAGGUCGUGGUUAUUUGAAACCAGAUUUAUCUAAAAUUCGCUCAGACUGUCCAAAAGCAUUAAAACGACUAUGCAUAGAAUGUUGUACCUUUAAUAGAGAUGAACGACCAUUGUUUUUACAAAUUUGUCGAUCUAUUGAAUCAAUUCUUAAAACGUUACCCAAAAUUAAUCGCAGUACAUCAGAACCACUGUUGCACAGGGCUAAGCUUAAUUCUGACAUGGAAAUGUUAUACCCUUGCCCCACACCAAGAACUCCAAUGCAAGAUCCAAUGGUCUUUAAUUAUAGCUAGCAAAUGAUAGUUUUUUGUUGUCUUCAUCUAAAAAUCUGGCAACUGCAUAUUAUUCUAAUGCACCUGCAGAUUUGAAUCACGAAUUAACAGGUAGUAUGAACUCCACAGGAUGGAUUGAGGAGCUUCUCUUUACCUAAGUAAAACUGUUUAAUGGGCGAUAAUAAUAUACGACAUCUAAAAACAGUCUACGACAUCUACGACAUUUUUAGUGGCGGUUAUUUUCAUGACCUCAAAAGGUUUGCGAACAAAAAUUUUGAAUAAAUCAAUAAAAAAUAACAAUUUUAUAAUGAACUGUGUUGUCAUUUGCAUACACAACUUUUAAAGCUUUUAUUGCUUUGCGGAUGGUAAUGUUUUUAUUAGAAUGUAAUACUUCAUGCUUCGCGGAUAAUACAAAGGAUAGUUUUUUUUUUUCUUUUUUUUUUUGCUGAUUGAAUUGUGAUAUAUUUCUUUCUGCGUGGAUGGUAUGAUUGUUUUAUUAAAUCAGUUUUUUCUAAUCAAAAUCGAUUUUAUGGUUUUAUGUUAUAAAUUUGUAAAUUUAGACUUUUAUUAAACUAUUUUUUUCUGUUAAUUUUGUUUUGAUUGCUUUCUACAUUGCAUUUAGUAAAUUUAAGGAUUUCCAGAAGCUUUACGAAAAUAAUUUUUGAAAAAAAAAUUAUUUCCUGUACGUUUUCCACAGUAAAUAGAAUACCGUUUUAGGUUUUUUCUUCUUAGUUUUGAUAUUUUAUAUUUUAAUUUUCAAAAAAGAUUAAACCUUCUGUUAUUUCUCUUGUGCACGUUUUUAUGAUGGAAACUAGUCAAUGGUUUAUACAUAUGUAAAUAAUUACUUAUAAAUAAGUUUUUUGUACAUUUUUCUUUUAUUGUUUACUUCAUAAAAAUCUUUUUGAUGUCGCAUAAGUACUCUUUUGUAAAGUUGAACGAUAGAUGAAUUGCAAUUUAAAUAUUGUAUAUUUUCAGUAAUUUAGAGAUUAAGACGUAAUCUAUGAUCAA